AUGAAAAUAGAAAACAGACUGGAAUUCCUUGCAUGGUAUGACAUUCGCAGAAACGACAAGUUUGAUUUUCAAUAUAAACUCUUAAAAUACUGCCGAUCAGACGUGGACAUAGAUCCUUUUGAAAAAUGCCUGACUAUCGCAUCGGCGUGUAAUCUGGUGUUCAGACGAAACUUUCUGGAACACGAAAGUAUAGGUAUUAUUCCAACACAGGGGUACAGGCCUAAAGAGAAACAGUCUGUUUUAGCAUACAAAUGGUUGGCUUACUUUGCAUACCAAAAGAAUGUACACAUACAACAUGGUCGAAAUGCUGGUGAGAAGGUCAUAGGCCCUUACAAAGUUGACGGAUACUACGAAACUGAAGAAGGAGAGAAAGUUGUUUUAGAAAUGCAUGGUUGCUUUUGGCACGGUUGCAACCGCUGCUUUACAAAUUACACCAUCAAUCCUGUGAAUGAUAUGACAAUGGGUGACCUGUAUGCCAGAACAUUGGAUAAGCAACGCUAUAUAGAGUCUCUAGGAUAUACGUACGUGUCCAAGUGGGAAUGCGAUUUUAAAAAAGAAAUACAAGAUACCCCUGGCUUGCAAGAAUUUAUAAGAUCUGUAAAUAUAGUGUCCCCACUUGAGCCGCGAGAUGCGUUUUACGGUGGAAGGACAGAAGGAUUCAAAUUGUACGAAGAAGCCUCAAAUGACCAAAAAAUAAACUACUAUGAUGUGACAUCGUUGUAUCCAUAUGUUAACAAAACUGGAAAAAUACCUCUAGGACAUCCCGAAAUUGUCACAGAAAAUUUCAAAGACAUUACCGAAUACGAGGGUCUGGUCAAGUGUAAAAUUGUACCUCCACGUGGACUCUACCUACCUGUCAUACAUGUAAAGUCGAAUGGAAAACUGCUCUUCAGCCUAUGCAGAUCAUGUGCAGACCAAUACCAGCAGUCGCCAUGUCAGCAUACUGAUCAUAAAAGAGCCUUUCUGGGUACUUGGUUUACAGAUGAGGUCAAACUGGCCCUGUCUCGGGGUUACAAAAUACUGGAAAUCUAUGAAGUUUGGCAUUUUAAUAAGAUAUCACAGUAUGACCAAGACUCCAAAUGUGGCGGUAUAUUCACUGAAUAUGUGAAUACCUUUCUAAAACUCAAACAGGAAGCUAGUGGGUGGCCUGAAUGGUGCAAAACAGAAGAUGACAAGCAGUUAUACAUUCAACGAUUUUAUGAAAAAGAAGGUAUACUUUUAGACUACAACAGAAUAUACAAAAAUCCAGGCCUUCGAUCCUUGGCUAAGCUGAUGCUGAACUCCUUCUGGGGCAAGUUUGGCCAACGUACAAACCUAGCACAGACGUCUUAUCGAUCAACAAGAAAUAAAGAACAUACGUUUGUAAAUGAAGAAACUGUGCAGCUGGACUGGAUAUACAAUGAAGAUUUUAUUGAGGCUUCUUCCCGAACAAACGUUGUUAUAGCUGCAUAUACAACAGCACAGGCCCGGCUUAAACUUUACAGCUAUCUACAGCAUCUUGGAAAACGUGCACUUUAUUGUGACACUGAUUCUAUCAUAUUUUCAACCAGACCAGGGCAGUGGAAACCUCCACUUGGAGAUUAUCUCGGGGAUAUGACUGACGAGGUUUCGGGAAACAAAAUUACGAAUUUUUUUACUGGUGGACCAAAUAACUAUGCAUAUAAAACAAAACAUUGUGAUAAAAAUGGUUAUACAUCAUUCUGCAAAGUUAAAGGAAUCACUCUUAACUUUAAAAACUCCCUCAAAAUAAAUUACGCUAUGGUGGUGGACAUGAUUAAGGGGUCGUCCACUGGUAAUACAGCCAAGGUUGCAGAUAUGAAAAUAUGCCGGGAUAUCAUUAAUACCACACUUGUCACAAGACAAGAAACAAAGGACUAUAGAAUAGUGUUUGACAAAAGAGUAAUCGAUAAGGAUUACCUCACAUAUCCUUAUGGAUACUAA
Molecule: messenger RNA, 1941 nt
Organism: Mercenaria mercenaria
Lineage: Eukaryota; Metazoa; Mollusca; Bivalvia; Venerida; Veneridae
Exons: 2
Coding region: 1-1941 (646 amino acids)
Biological process (GO): DNA replication
Molecular function (GO): DNA binding; nucleotide binding; DNA-directed DNA polymerase activity
Source: RefSeq, a predicted model, not a curated record